AUGAUGUCCUCAACCAACGAGGAGGAUCCGUUCCUCCAAGUCCAACAGGAUGUCCUCUCGCAAAUACAGACCGUCCGCCCGCUCUUCGCCUCGUACCUGCGCAUCCGCAGCCUGACCUCCAGCUCGAGCUCGCCCGAGCUCGCCUCCGCGCGCUCCGACCUCGAACAGGCCCUCGCCUCGCUGGCCGAGGACCUCGCCGACCUCGUCGAGUCCGUCCAGGCCGCCGAGUCGGACCCCGCGCGCUACGGCCUGUCCGCGCACGAGGUCACGCGGCGCAAGCGCCUCGUGCAGGAGGUCGGCGGCGAGGUUGAGGACAUGCGCGAGGAGCUCGGCAAGACCGCGCGAUCGACAACAACAACAUCUGCCGCCGCGCGCGCUGCUAAGGCCGCUGCGGACGGGGACCUGCCGCCGCCGAGCGCGUUUGCGAUCGAGGAGGGAAGAGGAGGGGGAGCAGCAGACGACGAUGACGACGACAAUUACGCCGAGUUCGAGCACAGGCAACAGUUGCAGAUGAUGCGGGACCAGGACGAGCAGCUGGACGGCGUCUUUGUCACGGUGGGCAAUCUGAGGAGGCAGGCCGACGACAUGGGCCGCGAGCUCGAGGAGCAGGUCGAGAUGCUCGAGACGGUGGAUACCCUGGCCGACCGCGUGAGCGGCCGUCUACAGACGGGGAUGCAGAAGCUGGGCUACGUCAUGCGGCAGAACGAGGAUCGAUAUAGCAGCUGCUGCAUAGCGGUCCUCAUCACGGUUUUGAUUAUACUACUGGUACUAUUAUUGGUGUUAUAG
Molecule: messenger RNA, 786 nt
Organism: Daldinia caldariorum
Lineage: Eukaryota; Fungi; Ascomycota; Sordariomycetes; Xylariales; Hypoxylaceae
Product: t-SNARE
Exons: 2
Coding region: 1-786 (261 amino acids)
Biological process (GO): Golgi to vacuole transport; vesicle fusion; intracellular protein transport
Cellular component (GO): membrane; SNARE complex; endomembrane system
Molecular function (GO): SNARE binding; SNAP receptor activity
Source: RefSeq, a predicted model, not a curated record